Sinocyclocheilus rhinocerous is the source of this 2489-nucleotide messenger RNA. RefSeq names its product solute carrier family 52, riboflavin transporter, member 2-like. NCBI's taxonomy places the organism in Eukaryota, Metazoa, Chordata, Actinopteri, Cypriniformes, Cyprinidae. The record is from RefSeq and is a predicted model, not a curated record. Gene Ontology annotation, cellular component: plasma membrane. Gene Ontology annotation, biological process: riboflavin transport. The transcript is spliced from 5 exons. Gene Ontology annotation, molecular function: riboflavin transmembrane transporter activity. Bases 55 to 1371 code for a protein of 438 amino acids.
GUUGGAGCUGGAUGAAAAGCCCUGGAAAAUCCGCAUGUUGGUUCAGACAUAUAAAUGGCAGAUACAUGGUGGAAUCAUGCCAUUGUUACACAUAUUCUGGUGGCCCUGUUUGGAAUGGGCUCAUGGAUCUCUGUGAACUCAUUAUGGGUUGAGUUGCCAGUUGUUGUAGGUGUUCUACCUGAAGAGUGGAACUUGCCAGCCUAUCUUUCAGUGCUGAUUGCAUUUGGGAAUCUGGGUCCAGUGGCUGUGACUUUAACCCACCACUUUGCUCCAGGAUGGCUGAAUGAACGCUUGGUCAUCCACAUCAUACAAGUGCUAGCGGUGGUUGCAGCUGCAUUUCUUGCUCUCUUUUGGUCCCAGGUGGUCACAGUCGCUGGAGAGCCAAGAUCUGUCCCGUUCAUGCUGCUUACUUUUAUCCUGUCAUUUGUCUGCUGCACUUCCAACGUCACCUUCUUACCAUUCAUGUUCCGUUACCCCCCACAAUACAUCCGGACGUUCUUUGUCGGACAGGGUCUUUGCGCACUCUUUCCCUGUGUGGUCGCUUUGGGUCAGGGUGUAGGGAAACUAGAGUGCGUUGAGACGGCCAACGGCACAGAGCCCCACUAUCUCAAAGAAAACUUCCCUGCCCAAAACUUCUUCUGGUUCUUGUCUGUGAUGCUGGCGAUUUCGGCCCUCUGUUUUUUCGCUCUGACAAACAGAGUGGUCACUCCGACUGCAGCAGAGGAAAUUCCAAAGACUGAACAGGAAACAGUGAGAACGGAGGAAGAGACACACCCUUUACAAAACGGAGGUUCCCCAGUUUCUGAGGAACAAGUUGAAGUUGAAAAACAGGCACCUGUUGUGGCCUUCUGGACGUCACGCAAUAUAUACCUGCUCCUGUUGCUGGGAAUAUCCAAUGCUUUGACCAACGGUGUGCUACCAUCCGUGCAGAGUUUCGCCUGUCUGCCUUAUGGCACCAUGACCUUUCACCUCUCUGUCGUCUUGGGCAACAUUGCAAACCCUCUGGCCUGCUUUGUGGCCAUGUUUUUCCUACUUAGGUCCAGCAUUGGUCUUGGAAUGGUGUCACUGGGAGGCUGUAUUUUUGCUGCCCAUCUCAUGGCCUUGGCUGCGCUGAGUCCCUGUCCACCACUUUUAGGAAGUCAGUCUGGAGUUGCUCUAGUGAUCAUAUCCUGGAUCAUCUUCACCGGCUUGUUCUCUUACCUGAAGGUUGUAGUUGGGACUCUGCUUCACGAAGCAGGGCAUGCAGCUUUGCUUUGGUGUGGAGUCUUCAUCCAGGCUGGCUCUCUCAUUGGAGCUCUCACGAUGUUCCCUUUAGUCAGUGUGUACCAGGUCUUCCAGCGAGCCCAGGACUGCACAGACAACUGCAGUUAAUAUUACAGCACUUGAUUUUACACUCACCCUAUGCCUUUAUACAACAGGUAUCACUUCUAAUCUAACAUGGAAAAAGAUGGUAAACCUGAUGCCUUCACAGGACAUUUCAAGUUAAUGGCAAUGCAAAAAAAGAGCUACACUUGAUCACAUUGCUUAUCUUUGUGUUACCCGAUGGCACAUUGAGAAUGUAAAGAAUAUGUGGUUGAUACAUUUGAGUCACGUUUAAUUUGUGUGUGAACACCUUGACCUUUAUCUAGAUUAAGUGAGAAGUGUUUUCAUGCACCAAGACAUAGUAUUUUGUUUAUUGCUGGUCAUUGUUGAUGAAUACAAAUCAGGUAAGUUAUAUUGUUCCUAACUGGAAAAACUAUGUUUUCUAUGACUCCAAAAUGAAAUUGUGUUUUGACGACCACAAGCAAAAAAAUGUGUAUCAUCACAUUCCAUUAUUUCUUUAUAUUUAGACACUCAACACUGUCUGCUGAAUAUCUGGUUUUGUUUAAGUGUAAAUUUUUAGUUUUAAUGUGCAUACAAGGUCUAAAUGUACUAUCGAAAAUGUCUAACCUGUUGUAUCUGCCAUGUUUUACCCUUUUGAUUUGGAAUAUUUUAGAUGUGAGGCCAGUAUUUUAAUGAAGGUUAAUCUGAUUUUUCAGCUGCUGUUAUCUUGCACUUAAAUUGUGGUAUGUGUCAUUUUUGGCAUUUGGCACUAAUUAUUCUUGGCACUAAUUGCAUAAAUUCAGAAUAAAAACUGGGUUUAAAUCAGAUUUAGUUUUAUGAGAGCUGGAGAUUUGUGUUGUGCACUAACUGCAUUCCUGACAUCUCUAAUUAAAGCCUUUAUUUAAACUCUGUUAAUUAACUGUGCACAGUAUUAACAUGCUGUUGAUACUUUGUCAAUGACGAUGUGAGGGAAAAAAAUCAUAUUAAAAUCCCAUGAGGCUUACAAUAAUAUGGUGUCACAGAACUAUUAUAUGCUGUUUUGAAUAUGUUCACAUGUGCUUGUGCACUUUUUAUGUGCUGUUCUAAGAUCUCAGAGCUAUUUGUAGUAAAUAAAUGGUUCAUUUGACAACAAAGAAAUGUGAGUGGUAUGAAAACAAAGUUGUGGGGCUUAUUAUUAUUAAACAAAC